GCGGCACAUCUUUAUUGUCACCGGUUAACCCUUUGCAUACGACUUAACGAAGAUGAAGGCAACACCCCCUUGGGUUUUAUUAAAAUAAAUACGUUUAACUUGAACAUAAUUGCUAUAUAGUUGUGCACAGUGAAGAAGGACCAAUAUGAUUGGUGGCUUGUUUAUCUACAACCACAAGGGAGAAGUACUUAUCUCCCGAGUGUUUCGUGAUGACAUUGGACGUAAUGCAGUUGACGCAUUCCGUGUAAAUGUCAUCCAUGCACGCCAGCAAGUACGAUCACCAGUGACAAACAUUGCCAGAACGAGCUUCUUUCACAUCAGACGGUCAAACAUCUGGUUGGCAGCCGUAACCAAGCAAAAUGUCAAUGCUGCAAUGGUCUUUGAAUUCCUUAACAAAAUGGUUGAAGUCAUGCAGUCAUACUUCGGGAAAAUUUCAGAAGAUAACAUCAAGAACAAUUUUGUUCUUAUUUAUGAGAUUUUAGAUGAGAUCCUGGACUUUGGUUACCCACAGAACACCGAUACUGGCAUUUUGAAGACUUUCAUUACUCAACAAGGCAUUAAGUCACAGACUAAAGAAGAAACUUCUCAAAUUACCUCUCAGGUGACAGGUCAGAUUGGUUGGCGACGCGAGGGAAUUAAAUAUCGCCGUAAUGAGCUGUUCCUCGACGUGUUGGAGUCUGUCAAUCUCCUCAUGUCACCACAAGGUCAGGUACUGAGUGCCCACGUUGCAGGCCGUAUUGUGAUGAAGAGCUAUCUCAGUGGUAUGCCCGAAUGUAAGUUUGGCAUCAACGACAAGCUUCUGAUGGAGAGCAAGGGAAAGUCUAGUCUGGAUGAAGCUGGGCGUGGCAGCGAUGGUUUUGGCUCAAAAUCAAGCAAAGGUACUCACUUUGGUGGUGGCAAGACAUCAAUUGCUAUUGAUGACUGUCAGUUUCACCAGUGUGUAAAACUGAGCAAGUUUGAGACGGAGCACAGUAUCAGCUUUAUACCACCAGACGGCGAAUACGAACUCAUGAGAUAUCGAACAACCAAGGAUAUUAGUUUGCCAUUCCGAGUUAUUCCUCUUGUUCGUGAGGUUGGCCGCCAUAAGAUGGAGGUGAAAGUUGUAGUGAAGUCAAACUUCAAGCCAUCACUCCUAGCACAGAAAGUGGAGGUACGCAUUCCAACCCCACUGAACACCAGUGGUGUACAGGUGAUCUGUAUGAAGGGCAAGGCCAAGUAUAAAGCCAGCGAGAACGCCAUUGUAUGGAAGAUUAAGAGGAUGGGAGGAAUGAAAGAGUGUCAGCUUAGUGCAGAGAUAGAACUCCUCAACACCAGUGACAAGAAGAAGUGGACUCGACCACCCAUAUCCAUGAACUUUGAGGUUCCCUUUGCACCAUCUGGUUUCAAAGUUCGUUACUUGAAGGUAUUUGAAUCAAAGAUGAACUACAGUGACCACGAUGUUAUCAAGUGGGUGCGAUACAUUGGACGCAGUGGGCUGUAUGAAACGAGAUGCUGAGGAGAUUAAAUCACAUUAGCUGUAGACAAGCAUAAAUGGACCUUGUGUUAUUUCACAAAAAGUGCUCCUGUUGUAACUGUUCGAGUUUAGCGUACAAAUUGUUGUCAAGAUUUAUUUAUAAUAUUACAGUUGUAAACGUGUUUAAAUUUGGGUCCAUGUUAUGAUGAAGAUUGUUAGGAACACUGUUUGACAGUAACUUUGUUCGACAAAGUUGGUUUGUAUUUAGAUUGGUCAAACUCACUGUGGUGUAUUUUGAUUUGUUAAAAAAGGAAGACAGUUUAUUAUUAAUUGCAUGGGAUAGAAACAAUAUUACUGUUAGUCUAUUAUGUGUACUAGUAAUUGUACAAGUUAAUAUGUUGGUGCAUGUCAAGAACACUAGGUACUUAGAUUAGGUACAGCAAGUUAUGUAGAACAUUGACAGUGUAAAAUGAGUAGGUUGUUGUGAGAACACGAGUAUUAUGAUUCUCAACUAGUGUACAUUUCAUUUAUUCUUAUUUUCGUGCUUAUAUCCAAUUAAGGUUCAAGUUCGCUGUUCUGGGCACACCUAGGCAAUCUGGGCUGUCUGUCCAGAACAGUGAGUGAGAGAGAGAGAAGCCAGUGUAGCCUUACACCUUCCCAGUGAGUUGUUAAGCUCACUCUACGUGGGUGCCAGUACUGGGAGGCGAACCCAGGAUCUGCUAGCCUUGAGUCUGAUGGUUUAACCACUACACCACUGAGACCAGUACUAGUGGAUAACACUCUCAUCCUUACUUACUGCUUUGGCCCCAGACAGGACUUAUGUGACAAACAUUACAUGUUCCCAUUGUAAAAUGUCACCUCAAAUUAUUUAUGUAUUCAAUUAUAAUUACAUUCCAAAUGUUAAUGGGUUAGAUUUUGAAAACCUUAGGCUAAUGUUACAGAUUAGCAGCAAAGGAUUUUUUAAGUGCACCUUUUACAUAAGUGUAUCUCUAACAAGUAAAAAUAAAAGCACCCUAAAUAUUUAACUUCAUGUUAUUAGCUUUCCUGUUUUAAAUAUAACUUGUUAGUGAAUUUUUACAGAAAUAUAAACACGUCGCAUAACAUUGAGGAUUUUAUGAAGAAACUUUACUAUAAACUUUAUAAUUAGAUUGCAUAUUUCUCAUUUGGAUUAUACUGACGGUUGACUUUGAAUUUCUGGGGCGUUCUCGUUUCUACUAGUAAAUAUAUUGGUAACUGGCAGCUGAGCACAUUCAGCUUUGAUAAUUUGCUCGAUAAUUGAAACAAAUUGUCCGUCCUGACAACAAAAUCUAAUUAUUUGUUUAAAUAACAUGUAUGAAGCAUUAAUAAAUUCAUUUAUCCCACAAUCACUGUAUUCAUGGUCAAGAUAUAACUAGAUAAAUCUCUAUAUUUUUGGGUCACAUGACAUAAGCCCGACUCGACUAGAGUAUUUCAGACUAAAUUUUCAAUAAACAUACUCUUUAAAUCAUUUGUUUUAAUACAGUAAAUGCAAAUAAA
This is a messenger RNA of Gigantopelta aegis, 2968 nucleotides long. Its product is annotated as AP-2 complex subunit mu. The record is from RefSeq and is a predicted model, not a curated record. Gene Ontology annotation, biological process: clathrin-dependent endocytosis; intracellular protein transport. Bases 146 to 1495 code for a protein of 449 amino acids. The transcript is spliced from 12 exons. NCBI's taxonomy places the organism in Eukaryota, Metazoa, Mollusca, Gastropoda, Neomphalida, Peltospiridae. Gene Ontology annotation, molecular function: clathrin-cargo adaptor activity. Gene Ontology annotation, cellular component: cytoplasmic vesicle; AP-2 adaptor complex.